CUUCAGGGUGCUGUGCUGUCCAAAUCAAUCAAGAUCAAAAUACCCGGUCAUUGUCACCAUCUGUCAAGGCCAUUGUAUUCAAAACAGAAGAAACAUGAGCUUCCCCCGGAAAUCACUCGAGAGGAAGAUGGAAGGGGCCAUUUAACAUAGAAGCUGCAGGCCGCAAGACUGGGGCCAGAGGGCUGGCAGUGGAAAACUCUGUUGGGUUGUGACCUCUCGCUGGGAAGUUCCAGGUGCUUUUUUGCUUCCUGCAAAACCAAGGACGAGAAGGAGAAGACCAUGUCCAUAGCUCUGAAGCAGGUGUUCAACAAGGACAAGACCUUCCGGCCCAAGAGGAAAUUCGAACCUGGCACCCAGAGGUUUGAGCUCCACAAACGGGCUCAGGCGUCCCUCAACUCAGGCGUGGACCUGAAGGCGGCAGUGCAGCUGCCCAGUGGGGAGGACCAGAACGACUGGGUGGCCGUGCACGUGGUGGACUUCUUCAAUCGGAUCAACCUCAUCUAUGGCACCAUCUGCGAGUUCUGCACCGAGAGGACCUGCCCUGUGAUGUCGGGGGGCCCCAAAUACGAGUAUCGGUGGCAGGAUGACCUCAAGUACAAGAAGCCGACCGCACUGCCCGCUCCCCAGUACAUGAACCUCCUGAUGGAUUGGAUUGAGGUCCAGAUCAACAACGAAGACAUCUUUCCAACAUGCGUGGGUGUCCCGUUCCCAAAGAACUUCCUGCAGAUCUGCAAGAAGAUCCUGUGCCGCCUCUUCCGGGUCUUCGUACAUGUCUACAUCCACCACUUCGACCGGGUCAUCGUGAUGGGUGCGGAGGCCCACGUCAACACCUGCUACAAGCACUUCUAUUACUUCGUCACGGAGAUGAACCUCAUCGACCGCAAGGAGCUGGAGCCCCUGAAGGAGAUGACCAGCCGGAUGUGUCACUAGCGCCCCGCCCUCCCCUGCGCAAGAAAGAGGGAAGCUGCUCGGUCCUGGAGGCCCAGGUGGGCGGCAGGAGACCUCGGCUGAGAUGGAGCUCGGACUUCCAGGAGCCGGCGAGGCGGAAACCGGGGUGACUCCUCCCGGAGAGACAUGCCCCUCACUUCCUGCGUCUUCACCCUGAGUGCUGCUAGCCUCGUCCUGUGGACCUGGCCGCCCACGGGACGCGAGAGAAGGACCCCCAGCCCAUCGUCCGCAGGAAGCCUCUGCGCCCACGCUGGGCGGAUCCGGGCUGUGAGACUGAGACACUGUGUGCUUUCCCGCCUCGGUCUUGUCCGACCUUCCUGUGCGUGUUUUCUAAGUCCCGGGUGCAUUCGGAUCUCUGGAUGCCCUGUGAGUCUGAAACAAGCCUUCUUCCCAUUAGAGUCCCUGCAAAUCCCCACCGGGCUCCUGUGGUCUGACUGUGCGCAGGGCUGUGGGGCUGGAGACCAGAGGCCCGAGCAGCAUCCACACCUUCUCCCCAACAGGCAGUGUAUCAGGGACACCCCCUGCAGGGUCUGCACACUUACCGACAGGGAAGAGCCUGGUUUCCAGGCACCCGCUCACCCUGAACCGAAUGUGUUUUAUCACCACGCCGUUCCUUGUUUCUCCCAGAAGAGAGCAAGGGGAGGGGGGGUAAAUGACCAGGGAUGGUCUGCAGAAGCCCUGAGCCAGAUUAGUGCCGUGUUUGUUCUUCACUGGGGAGGAGAGCGGGGAGUCAUGGCUGUCGCUGCUGACACCAAAUUGCGGAAAGAAACAACCAAAGUACAAUUGGCUGCUGGCGCAUGGAGCUCAGACUCCGGGUCACUGCCCGGGGACCUCCCUGGCAGGCCCUCUGAGCGUCUGGGCCCGGCCAUGCCCGCUUCCUCUCCCUGCACACUCUCCCGCCUCUGCUGUAUGACAGGAUGGCCUGAACUAAUUUCUGCCCCAAUGAUUGUGCCACGGUUGUCAAGGUAACCGUGGAGCAGCAGCAAAACACUUCCUUCCUCCACCCUGCCCAAGUUCUCCAUCUCCGUGGGGAGGAUAACCACUGUGUUAUCCGCUUCCUGCCUGUGGAAGCCCCGGGUAGUCUCCCUGCCCUGGUUCAUUCACCACCAGCCGAGGCCCCGGUGCCUGUGACUCAGUGGUAAUGACACUUCCAGUGAAUUGAAUAUGGCAAGUUUUGAAUAUGGCAAAAUGGCCCUUGGUGGAGGGAAGUAGACACGAAUGUACUAGUGCAUUUUAAUGUAGUACCGAUUAAAGGAGAACUAA
Molecule: messenger RNA, 2211 nt
Organism: Pipistrellus kuhlii (Kuhl's pipistrelle)
Lineage: Eukaryota; Metazoa; Chordata; Mammalia; Chiroptera; Vespertilionidae
Gene: MOB3B
Product: MOB kinase activator 3B
Exons: 4
Coding region: 280-930 (216 amino acids)
Biological process (GO): signal transduction; positive regulation of protein phosphorylation
Cellular component (GO): cytoplasm; nucleus
Molecular function (GO): protein kinase activator activity
Source: RefSeq, a predicted model, not a curated record